Messenger RNA from Spea bombifrons (plains spadefoot toad), 1944 nucleotides. It is a transcript of the gene PAH, whose product is annotated as phenylalanine hydroxylase. The transcript is spliced from 14 exons. Bases 174 to 1589 code for a protein of 471 amino acids. Gene Ontology annotation, biological process: L-phenylalanine catabolic process; L-tyrosine biosynthetic process. NCBI's taxonomy places the organism in Eukaryota, Metazoa, Chordata, Amphibia, Anura, Pelobatidae. Gene Ontology annotation, molecular function: iron ion binding; phenylalanine 4-monooxygenase activity. The record is from RefSeq and is a predicted model, not a curated record.
CGCAGGGAAUGGGAUAGUGGGUGUUUGAAGUUGUUACUGCAUAAAAAAUAUGCCAGGCUUUAUAUACUGUCAACAACAUUGACAUUUCAGACUUCAGUCAGAACUCAGGUGCAUUGACCGACCUUUGAGCUUUUUCACUUGUACAACGUUGAUCAUUCCAGAACACCAACGAGAUGAAUGCAGAUACCUGCAAAAUGAAUGGAGGACAUACUUACGAGUCCAACUAUAUCGAAGAAAGUACAAAAGAUAAUAGAAUUUCUUUGAUCUUUACACUAAAAGAAGAAGUUGGAGCAUUAGCCAGAGUCUUGCGCAUAUUUGAGGAAAGAGAUAUUAGCUUGACGCACAUAGAGUCCCGACCUUCUCGUCUAAACAAAGAUGAAUACCAGUUCUUCAUCAACUUAGACAACAAGAGCAUUCCUGCACUAGAUGAGAUUGUCAGGUGUCUGAGACAUGACAUUGGAGCAACUGUACAUGAACUUUCCAGAGACAAGAAAAAGGAUGCUGGUUCCAGCUCUGCUUUUUUGCUUCAUGCCACUUUAAGCUCCACAGAAUCCAUGCUGCAUCAGAACGAUAUUAUUGCAAUUCCAUGGUUUCCACGGACUAUACAGGACCUGGAUAAGUUUGCCAAUCAAAUCCUGAGCUAUGGAGCAGAGCUAGAUUCUGACCACCCUGGUUUCACUGAUCAAGUAUAUCGAGCACGGCGCAAAGAAUUCGCUGACAUUGCUUUCAGCUAUAAACAUGGUCAACCCAUUCCUCAUGUGACAUACACUGAGCAGGAGAAGAAAACAUGGGGCACGGUGUACAAGGAGUUGAAAACUCUGUAUCCCACGCAUGCCUGCUAUGAGCAUAACCAUGUGUUCCCAUUGUUGGAAGAAUACUGUGGAUAUAAUGAAAACAACAUCCCUCAGCUUGAAGAUGUGUCUAAUUUCCUACAAACCUGCACCGGUUUCCGUUUACGUCCUGUUGCUGGUUUGCUGUCAUCUCGGGAUUUUCUAGCCGGAUUGGCAUUCCGGGUUUUUCACUCUACGCAAUAUAUUCGGCAUUGGUCAAAACCCAUGUACACACCUGAACCAGAUAUUUGUCACGAGUUAUUGGGGCAUGCACCUUUGUUUGCUGAUCCCAGUUUUGCUCAGUUUUCUCAGGAAAUUGGAUUGGCAUCUCUUGGCGCUCCCGAUGAGUAUAUCGAAAUGCUGGCUACGGUUUACUGGUUUACAGCAGAGUUUGGAAUAUGUAAGCAAGGGGAUAAGCUGAAAGCGUAUGGAGCUGGCCUACUUUCGUCAUUUGGCGAAUUGCAGUAUUGUUUGACAGAUAAACCAGAGUUUAAACCCUUUGAACCUGAGAAGACUGCGUUGCAAAAAUAUCCAAUUACAGAAUUCCAACCUGUUUAUUUCAUUGCUGACAGUUUUGAAGAUGCAAAGGAAAAAGUGAGGAAAUUUGCAGCUACAAUUCCUCGUCCUUUCUCUGUUCGCUACAACCCUUACACACAAAGCAUCGAGGUUCUGGACAACAUGCAGCAGCUGAAGAAUCUGGCCGACUCCAUUAGUGGUGAACUUGGGAUUCUGUGUAGUGCCCUUAGAAAGCUGGAGUGAGGAGAAGUUCACUACUGUGUCCAUAAUGAUUUGCUUGUGGUUGUUAUGAAUAUAUGUUUGUAUUAUAAUCCUAUAAGCAGUUAAUGGUUUGAUUAGAUUAUCAAGCUUUGCAAUGAAUACCUGAAGUGGCAUAUGCAUAAAGGAGAACAACAUAGUGUAAUACUGUAUUUGCUACAAAAUAUUUUUUAUAAAACACUUAAUGAUCAGUCUGUUGCCAAGCAGGUCAAAAUGUCUCUUCUGGAAUUGAGCUAUUUAGUAAUAAGGUCCUAUACAAAAUAAAGGUCUUAUACAUCAUUACUCAUUGCUCAUUACACAUUGAUUUCAUAAAGAACAAACAAUUACCAUGAAAAAAUAA